UUGUUUGUUUGUUUGUUUGUUUUUGUGGAGCAAAAGUGGCCAUUGGCGUUCAUAGGCAGUCUCUUAGCCAUAAAAUUGAUUCUUCACUAGGGUGUGACUCAGAUGUGUAGAAACACAGUGUUGCUGAAAGGUUCAGAAAGUCUCACUGGGCUGUGAAGGCUCCUCUCCUUCUCUGCACUUGAGACACUCUCAGCCCUUUCUACACGUUGGCAGUAUGCUUCAGCAUCUGGAGGAAGCAGGAGAAAGGUGCUGGAGGGCAAGCGUGCUACUUGUUUUUUUAAAACUCUCAUUUGCCAGAGCCUGUCCUCUUAAGUGCCUGGCUUCGCUUUUCUCUCGUGCAGACUUAGAGAAGGCAAGGUUUAAAGUAGUGAAUGCAAAGCCCAGUUGUGUCUUUCUUCCUCUCAUGUUGAGGCAGUUAGGGAAAGGGCCAGUUGUAGGGUAAGCCAGUGUGUUUUAAGUACAAAAUACUCGCAAUUCUUUUUGUUCUCUUCUUGUAUUAAUGUGAAAUCUGAAAGUAAGCAAAUUUUCUGUGUUGGGCUAAAUGAGCAGUUUCUAUUAUUUGUUCAGCUAAGGUGGAUCAGCUGAAGUGGAAAUCAGUCCACACUUUAAUGUUAAUGGAAUCAGCAUUAAAAGAUGGAGACAAUUUACAACUAAGAACAGUUAAUCUUCCGAAGCUCUCCCAUAUAGAGAAUAGUGCCAUCCAAAAUCCGUUAACUAGGCCUUAGUCUUUAAACUCUGGAUGUGGGCUCUGAAUGAUCUCAACCGAGUAGGACACUUGGCACAUCCGGGCUAGCAGGUGCUUCUUUGAACCUGCCAGUGAGGCUUGUAUUGUACUUACAUUUUCUCAUGAGCCACGGAGAGUGUGGAAGCAGUCCCCCAUGCAUAGAAUGGCAGAAAAUUGCUACUCUCCCCAUGUUUUUUCUCCUAAUCACCUGCAGAGGAUGGGGUUAACUGCUUGGCCUAACCAUCGUCGCUCUGUUUUUGCAGCAAACUUUCUGGGACUGCUCUGGAGAAGUUGUGUGCUUUGCUGCCCGGUGUUGGGAUCCUGGGCUUCUUUGUGAUCCUAGCUUGCCUGAGUUGUACUUGUAUCCUCGGCCAUCCAGAUUUCUCCUCCGUAUACACUUAAAACAUUAAAUAUUUUCCUCAUUUGCGUAUUUUCACACCCAGUUUUGUUUUUCCUCCUUUGCUGGAUGCUCUCGUUGGAAGCAAUAGCUAAAUUUUUCUGAGAAGUAAUCAAAUCAUUCAAAAGUAUUUGAAUUACUCUCUUAGCCAAAAAUAAAGAUUAUUUUGGGAGAGAGGUUUUAUGUUGUCAAUUUUUAUAUUACCUGGUUUAGUGCUCAAAUCUAAGACUUAAGCUGGGCAAUUUUUUAUCAGUAAAUGUAAAGCAUUUUAGAGAAUGUAAGACAUGCUAGAGUUGUUCGAUUUGGUGUUGCAAUGGAAUCAUGAGCUCUCUGAGAUUUGGCUGGGCCGGUGGGAAGUUGGGAAGGCUUGCCCACUGUGAGUGUCGGGGAUCAAAGAAGAUGAGGACAGAUAACACUUCAAGUGAGAAUUUGAUCAUGGCGUUUUCUCUGGGCUGUGAGUCCUCCGCUGUCAUCACUCCCAACGAGUAAGUCUCUUUGAGUUGUUUGCAAACGUCUGUCCUCACUUCUAGUCCCUGUCUCUCUCUUCCCUCCAAACACUUCUACUUGUUGUCCUCUGUUUGCAGUGAAGCUCGUAGCAGUUGCUGCAAACGAACCCUCCAGAUUUCACCUUUUCUUUGAAGGAGUAUGCACCUAGAUUUUUUCAGUUUCCCAGCAUAUUUAGCCACUUACAAGCCUUACAUUUACCCCUGUCAUUCCAUUUCUCAUGGCCAUCUCCUGACUCCAGAAACAAAGUCAGUGGUUCCUUUUGCUGGGGUGACUAUACGUCUCCAUUUCCCUGCAGCGGACCAGUCUGUGCCUGUUCGAGAUCAGUUCCACUUGUUAAUUAGUUUUAGUACCCCAUUUGCUUUCACAAGUGUCUCUUUUUGGACCAUAAAUGUUGUGUUGACCUUGUAUUACCCCAUGGGAAGUUCGGACUUUGAAUUCAGCCAGCAUUAAGCACUCUUGUGGUAAACUGCUAUAUCUUCAUUUACAUUAUCUUACACUCUCAUUUCUGCUUGUGUGAGUCUCACUUUCUGCAAAGAGUAACUGUCCUUCCUCCAACUCUCAGCAUUUGCGGCCUUACGCUAGUUUGUGGAUAUGGCCUCAAGUUCCCCCAUCAAAUGGCAAGCCCCUCCUAUGCAGGGGCCCUGCUUUAUAGGCACCAUACUCUGUUGUCCCAGCAUGUACUACAUGUUCUAUAUAAUCAUGCAGUAGAACCAGAAGCAGUAACUUAGGGUGGCAUUUUUUUUUUAAGAUUUUACUUAUUUGAGAGAGAAAGAGAGCACGAGCACGGGGAGAGGCAGGGGGAGAAGCAGACUCCCCGCCAAGCAGGGAGGCCCACACAGGGCUCGAUCCCAGGACCCUGAGAUCAUGACCUGAGCCGAAGGCAGACGCUUAACGACUGAGCCUCCCAGGCACCCCAGUAACUUAGGGUAGCAUAAUUGUUGAGCUGUUAUUCUGGGGCAGAACAAAUGAAUCAUUCAAGUGAUUUGCACUUUCCAGUUAUUUAGUAAGUACAUUAUCUUGGUCUUUCCAAAUUUGAAUUUGAAAACUUUCUCUCCCUGUGGUUCCAUUUAAACAGUGUGUUCCCUUUCUAGAAUUUUUUGUGUUAAUCCUGUCUUCUUCCUUUUUAUCUGUGUCCUCGGACUCUUCCUGCCUUCUCUUUUUCAGUGGGAGAAGUAUUGGUGUUUGUCACUUUUCUUGGGGAGUCCCAGGUUUCUCAGAGAACCUAGGCUUAAAAUAAAGGCUCUUUAGGGCGCCUGGGUGGCUUAGUUGGUUAAGCGUCCAACUCUUGAUUGCGGCUCAGGUCAUGAUCUCAGCGUCGUGGGAUCGAGCCCUGCAUUGGACUCAGCAGAGAGUCUGCUGGAGAUUCUCUCUCUCUCCCUUCCCCCAACUCGCUCACUCUCUGUCUUUAUCUCACUCUCAAAUAAGUAAAUAAAUAUUAAAAAAAAAAAAAGAAGAAGAAGAAGAAGAAGAAGAAAGGCUCUGUGAUCCUUAAGUGAAUUUCUUGGUCAUUUGCUUUCGUGUGUUACCAAGUCCAUACGGCCACUAAGAACAAUGUGUGAGGCCUAUCUCAGCAUCUGAGGGCACCCUUCUUAGAACAUUUAUCAUUCUGUUGAGCUUCCCGAAUGAUCCAGCUGAUUCUGGCUGACUAAAUAGAUUGUCUACCUUCCUCAAGAUGCUCCUUCAGUCGGACGGCCUAUCCAGACUGUUUUCUGGCAAGGUAGAUCUUUGUUACUCUUCUCCCUUACUAGAACUGUAAGUAAUACCAGCUAGACUUUUAGAAAUAAACAACAAAUAUGACCCUUUGCACACAAGUGUUGGGGAGUCUGGGUGUAGAAGGAAUUCUGUGUAACCAAGAAAUGUUAAUUAAAGACUAGAAUAUGCGGGAGUUACCAAAAAAAAAAAAAAGGACUUUGCAUUCUAAGUGUUCUGUAGCAUUCUAGGCCCUCAGGACUUUUUCCAGCCUCAGCUCUCUGCAGAACCCACAUUCUUGUCCCCUUGACAUUGGUCUCACUGAACAGACAUCUAGUUUUCACUUAUGCUGCUUGCUGUGCCUGGAGUGCCUGCUCCCUCUGUACCUGCUAGAAGCUUUCUCAUUCCGCAGACACGUAUUGAGCAUCUGUUCGGUGCCAGAUUUGGGACUAGCCACUGGGGUAUAAAGAUGAGUAAGGCAUGGAACUGCUAAGAACUCAGUGCCUUAACCGGGGCAACAUGUAAACAGGCUUUUUUUUCCCACAUAGGGUCCUAAGUGGAGUGAUAGAUGCACAGGGAGCUUAAAAGAGGAGUGUUUUUAUUCUCAGCCACGCUCUCGAGUGUGUAGCACUUCCCGCGCAGUGCUGUUGGGACUUUGCUCGUGACUCUUUAACGGCGCCCCCAGGGUGGUCUCUCUGCUGUGGGUCCCCUACCCCAACCAGCUCCUUGAAGGCGUUAAGACAAGGCCAGCCUCUGGCUCAUCCUUGUAUAUCCUCUAGUCCCUAUCACAGUGCUUGUUGGCCCAUUUUAGAUUUAUUUAUUUUUAUUUUUAUUUUUAUUUUUUUAAAGAUUUUAUUUUUAUUUGAGAGAGAGAGAAUGAGAGACAGCACGAGAGGGAAGAGGGCAGAGGGAGAAGCAGACCCCCUGCUGAGCAGGGAGCCCGACGCGGGACUCGAUCCCGGGACUCCAGGAUCAUGACCUGAGCCGAAGGCAGUCGCUCAACCAACUGAGCCACCCAGGCGCCCCCCCAUUUUAGAUUUAUUAAUAAAUUGUUCCAAAAAUGAUUUGGAGCGGCUCAUAAAGAUACAUCUAGUACUCUGUGGUAAGAUAUAAAAUAAUUGAAGAAUCUAGGGUUGAAAUAAGUGUGGAAGGAAAUAAAGGAUGAAGUCAGAGGUGAGGUUAGUGCCCUCAAGACAAAAAGUUCUCCUGUCUGCUGGAGAUCCAUAGUGUUGAUUCUCAACUCCUUAGGGGCUAAUGUAAAGAGGGAAACAAUCAUUUCUAUGCCUUAUGGAAUGGGCAUAAAAUGGAAUUAACAACAACAACAACAAAAACCUUAUAAUACCCAAGGACCAAGAAAUUUCUCUCCUGGGACCUCAUUGCAAGGGCAUGGUGUGAUGUCCUGCAGUAAUCUCUAUAUUAAGUAGCCUAAUGAUUUUCAUAGAAUUAUUUCAGAGAAUGUUCCUUUAGUGUAGGUAUAGUUUGGCAGCUUCUGCAGAGAGCCACCCCACAAAACACCAGCUACCCAUCUAAUCAGCCAGGAACCUCCAGACACCUUUCCUGUAGAACAGUGUUCUUUUCUUUUCUUUUUUUUUUUUUGAGAUUUUUUUUUAUUUAUUCAUGAGCGAGAGAAAGCACAUGGGGAGGGUCGGAGAGAGCAGAAGAAGCAGACUCCUGGCUGAGUAGGGAGCCCGAUGCGGAGCUCGAUCACAGGACCCCAGGAUCAUGACCUGAGCCGAAGGCAGAUGCUUAACCAACUGAGCCACCCAGGUACCCCCAGAACAAUGUUCCUUAAUCUUUCAAAACUCAUUGCCUCUUCUAAGAACCCUAAAAAUCUCAUACCUCUCCUCCAUUCUCACAAACUCUCGCUCAGGUCUGUUGUAUCCAACCUCCAUCCUCACCAGCCAAGAAUAUUUUAUCUUACUUUUUUCUCAAGUUUGUAUUAUAAAAACAAGUUAUUUCUUAUAUACGGUUAGAUUAUUAUAUUAUAUAUAUUUUUUUAAUGUUUUAUUUAUUUAUUCAUGAGAGUCAGAGAGAGAGAGAGGCAGAGAGAGAAGCAGGCUCCCCACCUAGCAGGGAGCCCGAUGCGGGACUCGAUCCCAGGACCCUGGGAUCAUGACCUGAGCCGAAGGCAGAUGCUUAACCAUCUGAGCCACCCAGGCGCCCCUAAAUUAUUAUAUUAAAUAUGACUUUCAAACUAUAAAUCCCUAUUCUACCAAUCUUGGGAGUUUCUGGAAUUGUACCUCCUCUUGGUUAAGAAUCCUUUCUCUAGAACCCUUGCUUUAACUGGCCAGUUUAUUUAGAUUGGUAAGCUGGAUUCCAGCUUUACAUCAAGGAGUCUAGUUAAAAGAAUUUGUACUCAGGCUUUAUGUCAGGCAAGUAAGUAAAUCACUAGCAUGAGGCUUGAUCAAAGCAGUCAGCCUGACAUCUUAUUUAAAUGGAAAAAGUGAGACUGCUAUAGAAUGUGCUUCUCCGAAUUGGUCAAAAGUUGAGGUGGAUAUGCUGGCCUUUUAGUCUGUCGAACAACUCAGAGUAUAAUAGGCAUUUUGUUGACUGUGGUGUAAAGACCGCAGCUUUAGCGGGAACCUUUUCUUUCCCCGGUAACUGGCUUCAGACUGAAAGCGGACUUGGCAUUUCCUGGGACCCAGCUAAUAAUAUUGAGUACUUAGAAUUUGCCAUGUGUUCCGCUAAGUACUUCUGAAUUCAUGACAGAUGUUUAUUUUCUCUCAUUCAGUCUUCAAAAUAAACUCCAUUUUACAAAAGAGAAACCACAAGUUAAGAGAUUUGCCCAGGAUCUCCUGGCCCGUGAAUGGCACGGCCACAACUCCAAGUCUGUUGCUUUUCUCAUGUCACGGUGUUGGGCGUCAUAAUCCAGUCCUUGUACCUUUAUAAUAUCUAAUGAGACUCUCGUUUGGCGUAAAUCCCACGACUGCAGGGCCCUUGGGAAUUCUUUAGAGACUCUCGGUGGUCUUCUGUGGACUUGCUCAGAUAAGCAAAUCUGUUAGAAAUAGAUUCUCAGACAGAUUUCCAAGCAUUUAAAUCUCUUUGGAGUUUAAAGAGUAUGAAUUUGAGUUACUGAAUGUCCCCUGAAAUACAUGACUGUCCCACCCAAAUAAUUAUGAAUGCUGGGCGUGGGGCUCGUCCCUUUCUUAGGUUUUUAUAAGUUCUCUGAGCAUCUGUGCCAUUGAGCUGAGCAGCGGCUGCUCUGGUCCCUUAGCCACUGGUGGGAUUUGUCAUCACUUUCUCGUUAGAUGUAGGUAUUUCUCCUUUUUUUUGAAUAUUGCCUUAAAAAAAUACUUUGUGUUUUGGCAGUUUCAGUUUCUGGUACAUUUCCUGACUAAUGGUGAAUGUUCUGAUUUUCUAGCUAAUUCUUAUGUGUUCCCUCUGACUUUGGGAAAUUGUAUCCUGUAUCCCUAACUCUCCUCUUUAAGAUUCUGCCGUUCUCCUGAUUGUCCAGUCCUUUUCCAUUCUGAAACUAAAGAGCAGAACCCGAGCUAUCUCAUUUGUUUCUCUUCAUCCUCCCAGUCCACAGAGGUGGAGAUCUGUGCUCAGAGGUUUGCCAGGGGCGUGAUUUUUAUACGAUCCUUUCCUGAGCAGCUCUGCAUUUGUUGUCAUUCCUUUUCACCAGACUCAUGUAUGUCUAAUUUAAAUUUCUGCUUUUCGCUUCCUCUGUUGUCCUCUGCACCUUUCAUGUGCGUCAAGUCCACUAUGGUUUUCUCCAUUUGUGUAGUUUCUCUGCACCUAACUUGCUUUGUACUUGAAUUAACUCAUCUAUAAAAUGGGCAUAAUUCUAGUUGUUACUACAUCAAAAUAUAGUGUUGGUGAUCAAGGGAGCAUGCAUGUAAGUACUUUUGGAAAACGACAACAAAGAUUCAGUUGUGAAAAGAUGUUACUUAUAGUUGAUUCCAAUUUGAUGAAAAUAUAGCAAAUAGUAAUACACGUGUCCUUUAUUUCGAGCAAUCUUUGAUUAAAAACCAUGGUGCAGUUCAAAUGUUUUGUUGGUGUUGGUUAUAACAGGAGUUGCCAUGUAUCUUUCACCCCUGAAUCAUCUCUAGAAUUGUCUUGUGAAGCUUGUGUAGAUUUUCCUGUGGCUAUCCUUGAAGGUUGUAGAAACCUGAGAAGGGCCCAGUGUGAGCACUGAAGCACUUCCCUGUGGGCCUCCACCGGCCUCACUGUCAGUCUUCCCAGUGGGAUGGAGGCCCUUAGACUUCCCUUGCCAUCACAGUACACUUGGGGAACGGGCAGCGGACAGCUGAGGUCUCACUCAAACUCAGAGCCUGGCACGCUCCUUGGGACAUCGAGCUUGGAAGUGCUGUCUCGGGCCAGCCACCCUCUCUGCCGGGCCUGAUGCUUCUCAUUCCCUGGACAGUGUUUCCGAACGGCUGUGGAGCUGCCACCCUGCUUCUUUCUCCAGGGCCCUCUGAGGGCUCUUGCUUGCUGUGCUAGCCUGACAGAUAAAAUGAUGCCACUGGGGCACCUGAGGUCAGUCUUGGAGCUGUGAAUGCAGGCUGUGACAGAGGAGGCUUGGCUGGAGCAUAAAUGAACUGGUCAGAGCAGAACUCCCAGUCCCAGGGUCCCCUGCAGAAGUGAGGGCAAACUCUAAAUUCAGUGCCUGCUCCCUUUCUCCCCUGAGAAAUCUAAACCAACUUGAUGUUUACACUUGUGAUGAUAAAAUGGGAGUGGAUGUGGUUUAGGGAAAUAGCAUCUGCCCUGCGUGACUUUGAGGGUCUGAUAGAGUGGUCCAAACAGACCCGAAGUCUGAUUCUAGUGUGACGUCUGGGCGAGUGACUCAACCUCUGAGCCUGUUUCCAGUUAUAAAAUGAGAGAUAAACCUACCAAAUAAGGUUCCUUCAAGCAUUGAAGUGAAGCAGCACUCAAUUAAUGCCAGCUCCCGUGUGUUCCCACUAAUUUCUACGUCUGUGGGCCAGAGGAGAGGGAGGGGUCACAAAGGGAAUGGUUAUUAUGGGAAGGUGAUAAGAGCUAUAUCUGUACACCAUGGCUGAGCAGUGACAAGAAUGCAGAGAGGUGUAAAUGCCAGGGUGGGGGAUGAGAAGCACGGAGACUGGGGAAAAAGCCAGGGCCAGAAAUGGAGUGUCCCUGUCCUGUGUGUCAUGCUCCUGGGAACUCAGCAUGACAUCCAGCCUCUGCUGUAUACUUCCCCUUUUAGAGUGGUGGUCCACAGAGCUAGCUGGCCUUGCUGAGCUAGAUACGUGCAAGGGCAAUACCAAGUACCAUUAUCGAGCCAGACUGGGGAGUAGGUUCUGUCACAGCCGCACUGUGCAGAGCCCAGAAUCCCGGGUUGGUCUGCACGCUGCUCCAUCAUUCACUCCUUUGGCACUCGGUUUCUCCAUGAGAUGGUAAACUCCCUUGGGGGCAGGGAAUGAUCUUUUGUCUCCCCUCCUCCUGCGCCUAGCAUGGUGCUCCUGAACAUUGGUGUUGAGUAAACAUUUAAGCAAAAAUAAAUGUAUUAUUCUGGAGCACAGUGUUUUACUCAUUAAGUGAUGGCACUGACCCCAAAGUUCUUUCCAAGGCACGUGUGGACUUGGGAGGACGAGAGUGCUGGGUGUGAGAGGCCCGUCCUAUAGGGCUGCUCCUUCCUGCCACAAAAUAAUUGUGCUAAAAAAAUGUAAAAUUAUCACAAAUAGAGCCACGUGGUUAUUACUAUUUCACAGUUGAAGAAAGUGAGGUUCAAUGAGGUCACACAGUUUAUAUAUGAAUUCCUGGUCCGGUGCUCUUUCCAUUUCCCUGACCCGGAGAUCUGCCUCCUGCCCAAGUGCUAGGCCAGGCUCCCCCCAGUACAGCGUCCAUUCUUGGGGUGGGAGGUGCUCACUAUCUCACCAUCCAUCACUGCACUGCCAGCCCGAGCACCUGCUGUGGUUUCUACACCACCUGGGGAAUGCUGGCGGUGAGAGGGCAGAGAGCAGGGUGAACACGGUCACACCCCCUCAGAGGGAGGGCCCGGCAGGCAUUUUACGGCUCGCCUAGUGCCUGGCACUUUGCUGGGCACUGUAGCGCCAGUCUCCUCCCCGGCCCCGACACUUUUACCCUUGUAAAGAGAGGUUCCGAGGUGAAGUAACCACUCGUGGGCCUAAAGCCAGUGGGAGCGGCUAGGCGGCCGCCAGGGGAACGGGCUUUGCCCCGGGUCAGGGUCCUCCGCUGGACGGUGGUGCACAUGGACGCCAACGCCCUGCGGAGGCGAUGCCCACGCGGGCGCAGAAGCUUAAGCGCUCAGCGCCCGGGGUCCUGCGGGGCGGGGCGUCCUGCGAGGGCGGGGCCGGGGCGGCCGCGAGCGCACCGGGGGGCGGGCUUCUCGGAGCAGGCUCCGCCCCCCAGGGGCGAGGGUUUAAAAGGAGGGAAGGAGGCGGCCUCGACUCCAGCGGCUGGGAAGCGCGCCAGGGGUGGAGGAGCGGCGAGGGUACAGCCAUGACCCUGCGGGCGGGGGGCGCUCGGCUGCUCGGCGGACUCCUGCUCUUCGCUCUGCUCGCUGCCGGCGCCGCGCCACUCAGCUGGGAUCCCCCAGAGCCCCGCAGCCGGACCAGCAAGAUCGGAGUGCACCCGCGGGGCAACCUCUGGGCCACCGGUCACUUCAUGGGUAAGAAGAGUCUGGAAACCCCCAGCCCAUUCCUCUUGGGGACAGCUCCCCACAUCUCUCUGACAGACCAGAGACUGCAGCUGAGUCAUGAUCUGCCCAGGAUCCUCCUGCUCAAGAAAGUUCUGGGCAUGAGCCUUAGCGGCCCAGCACCUCACCCCCAGUACAGGAGGCCGCUGGUGCAGAUGCUGCAGAAGGGAUGCCCCUAAUGAGGAAGAGCCGCCACCGUGACUUAGACUGUGCCCACCCAGGGAAGGUGCUGAGCAGGACCCUGGCGGUGGCUCCAUCUGGAUGUAAAUAAACCCUGGGCUCAAAUAUCUGUUACCCCAUUACUGUGAUUUCUGGUUGUGUCGCCAGGAAUAUUGCCCAUGCAGACACAAAUUAUGUCCCUGCUGUAUUUCUUGCUUCCGUGUUGAAGUUGUGAAUAAAACCCUGCUCUUUAU
Messenger RNA from Mirounga angustirostris (Northern elephant seal), 10346 nucleotides. RefSeq names its product neuromedin B (gene NMB). The record is from RefSeq and is a predicted model, not a curated record. Gene Ontology annotation, molecular function: neuromedin B receptor binding; neuropeptide hormone activity. NCBI's taxonomy places the organism in Eukaryota, Metazoa, Chordata, Mammalia, Carnivora, Phocidae. The transcript is spliced from 3 exons. Bases 9513 to 10112 code for a protein of 199 amino acids. Gene Ontology annotation, cellular component: neuron projection. Gene Ontology annotation, biological process: neuropeptide signaling pathway; positive regulation of hormone secretion.